Messenger RNA from Lytechinus pictus (painted urchin), 5299 nucleotides. RefSeq lists its product as uncharacterized. Gene Ontology annotation, molecular function: oxidoreductase activity, acting on the CH-CH group of donors. The record is from RefSeq and is a predicted model, not a curated record. Gene Ontology annotation, biological process: lipid metabolic process. NCBI's taxonomy places the organism in Eukaryota, Metazoa, Echinodermata, Echinoidea, Temnopleuroida, Toxopneustidae. Gene Ontology annotation, cellular component: membrane. The coding region runs from base 1 to 726 and encodes 241 amino acids. The transcript is spliced from 5 exons.
AUGUUUGUAAACGAGAGUCACUUUUCUUGGCCUUGUAGUUACUUAAUUUUUUCUUUUCUUUCAGGAAGUGGAACUUUUCUAUUGUUGGCGACACAAAGCUUGAGAUGGGGUGGUACGUACUUCCUGCGGCAGCGUAUUCAGACUGGACUGGUCUCUGUUUGGGCUACCAGGUUGGGUCUACAUCUUUUUUCAAGAAUUCUCUCCGAUGGCUUCGAUAGGAGGUUCAACAAAGCUAAAAACCAGCCUUCACUUUUCUUUGUGUUCUGGACCUUGCAAGCUCUUUGGAUAUUUGUUACCCUAAGCCCAUCGAUCGCUUUGAAUGGAGUUAAGAGGGACGAACCUCUUGGUGUCCGUGAUUACAUUGGAUGGGGCACCUGGGCCGUGGGGUUCUUAAUGGAAGUCAUUGCCGACAGGCAGAAAUCUGUCUUCAAAGCCAACCCUGCCAAUGCUGGUAAAUUCAUCAACACUGGUCUUUGGAGCAUCAGUCGCCAUCCUAACUACUUCGGUGAGAUCCUCUGCUGGCUCGGCCUCUACGUCUCGGCCUCUUCCUCCCUGACUGGCUGGCAGCAUCUCACCGCGAUCUCUCCCAUCUUUGUGACCCUGCUCCUGACGAAGGUCAGCGGCAUCCCCAUGCUGGAGAAGUACGGGUUGAAGAAGUGGGGAAGCGACCCGUCUUAUCAGAACUACCUCCGCAAGACUGCAGUGCUUGUUCCAUUCCUGUGGUGAAACUCCUCCAUUGUACAAAUAAUGAAUGUUUAUGAGUGCAAUGGACAGAAUACUGCAUGAGGUGAAAGAUGAAAAGAUCCAUUCAACUCGGCUACGCCUCGUUGAAUGGAUCAUUCUUUUCACCUUUCACAGAAUGAAGUAUUCUGUCCAUUGCACGAAUGAAGGAACAUUCAUUAUUUAGUUUAUAUGACACUUGAAACUAGGUUAUUUUUCAUAUGAAAUUUAUCAAUUUCGAUGCACAAAGAUUAUGAUCAUGCAGUGCGAGCUCGUUCUGUUAAUUGAUUGUCGCGUGUGUUGCGUACAUACAACAUGCGCGCUGUAAACGUGAGUGGUUUUACUUGUGAUGCCGGCAGUCAGGGUGCGCGCGUGCAAUGAACAAAAUCGAUAUCAAACAACCAAUCAAAUGCCAAGGAUCUAUCUCGGUGUCAUAUAAUCAUUAAUGUCAAGUAAUUCAAUCGUCCACACUUUGUCAGUACAUGUAUAUCCACCUCUUUGAAAACUGGUCAAUGACCCCUCCUCCUUGACUGUAUGUGGUUAGAUAAUUAAUGAUGUAAUAUAAUCAGGCGAUGAUCCAGGAUUUUCCAGGGUGGGGGGGGGGGGGCUUUUUGUACUCCCAAAAAAUUAACAACCCCCCCCCCCCCAUAAAGGGGAAAUUUAUGUCAGGGAUAAUUUGACAAUCCAAAAAAGCAUAUUCACUACAAAAAGGAGGUCAUUUUUUCCCAGGUGAAAUUUUACAAGCCCUCCAAAAGGGAUCCUCACUUGAUUAUGAAUGACAAUGACUAGCAAAGGGUGGGAGGGGGGGGGGGGGCAAGGGUUGGAUGUGCCCCUACCUAGAUCCGCCACUGAAUAUAAUGAAAAUUACAAUGAUGCAACUUUUAAAAUUGAAUAGGACUAAAACAUUCAAAAUAAUCAUCAUAGAGUACUGUACUAUAAUCAGACCUGCCAACCAGUACGUUUUAGCCGUAUUUAGUACGUUUUUCCAACUAAAAUACGGCAGUACGUUUUUUCUUUGAAAAAUCCUUUUUUUUUUUACUAAAUCGUAAUUUAUUGAGAAAAAUAAUCUCUAUAUGUCUCUAUUUCAUAAAACGUACACAAAUAUGGUUAUUAGAUCAAUGUAAUUUCAGGUAACUUGUUUUUUUUUUCAAUCAUUUUGUUAAAACCGGGGUGAAGAUAUACACUUGUUUUAAUGUUUUUUUUUUUCAUCUGCAAGAGCAGUGCGCAUUUUAGCUUGCAUGCAGCUUGAGCGCCGCGAUGAGCGAGUGCGCCAAGCAUUUUGUUAUGAAAUACACUUUUUUUGGGGAAAAUAUAUAUUUUUUAAAGGAGAAUGAAACUCUUGGAGCAAGUUAGCUUUUGUGAAAGCAGAAAAAUCAAAGAAUAAGAUCAACAAAAGUUUGAGUAAAAUAGGACUAGCAAUAGAAGAGUUAUGAGCAUUUGAAUGUCGAGAUCACUAAUGCUAUGGAGAUCCUCCCAUUGGCAAUGCGACCAAUAUCUAUGAUGUCACAGAUGAACAACUCUCCCCUUUUGGACACUGAAAAUAUACCCCAAAACAUCUCUUUUUGCUCAUUCUAAUCAUAUGACAAACGAUUCAUCAAUGAUAUAAUGUUGUGAAAUCUGUGUACUUGUCCUCUCAUAAAGAGAACACCUCACCUUGUGAUAGACUCUAUAAAAGUGAGAAUAUAAGUGAAAUAAGUACUAAAGUAAUGAGGGAGUUGUACGUGUGUGACAUCACAGAUCUUGGUCGCAUUGCCAAUGGGAGGAUCUACAUGGCAUUAGUGAUCUCAAUAUUCAAAUGCUCAUAACUUUCUUAUUAUUCAUUCAAUCUUCCUCAAACUUUCAACAAUAUGUUUCUUUGAUUUUUCUCUUUGAUAUGGAUUCAGCUGGUUUCAAGGGUUUCAUUCUCCUUUAAUCACAGAAUACAGUUUUUCAUUCCCAGAGGUUGGCAGGUCUGCAUAUUUAUCUCACAUGAUAAAAAUACUGAUUUUGGGGGAUAAGAAUACUGAAAAUGCAAAAUACAACUUGGCAGCUCUGUAUAAUGUUUAAUUGUCAGUUAAGUAAUACUUUGAACAGUGGUUAAUGCAUUCCUCGUAAUCGCAAGGUUGUGAGUUCGAAUUCCCACUCUUCCAUUGUCUCCACUUUGAUAAAAAAUGGCCAGAGAGUAAUAUCAUUCGUCUAUAAGGUCAGCCACUAUGAUUGAUUUAACCUAGACAUGUUUCCGAGGUAAUUGGUUAUAUAUCAGCUUGGCGUUUACCAGCAAAAUGCCCUCCUGCCAAGUUUCUACGGGAGUUACCAUAAACUGAAACUGAGAUGUAAUAGACUGAAUUGGACAGAACAUUCCAAUGAAUUUGUCAGAUUACUCUUCAGUAUUAUGAAAAAUCCACGCUGUUAUGUUUUUCGAGAAAAAUUAGUGCUUGGAAUUGCUCAUGUUCUCAAAAGACGGUACUAUUUGGCGGGAUCCUGCAAAAUGGACUGCCUAUUCAAUUCAUGUGCACAGAUUAUAUAUAUGUACGAUGUGAUUGAGAAUAUAGGGCUCAGUGUGCAGCCCUUAUCUCCUUUAUAAAGGUACAAGCAUAUAUUGGGUGAUUUCAAGUUCAGUGUUGACCAUUUGGUGGUGGUGGUGUUAGGUCGAUUUUUACACGAGUAUAAGACCAAAUAUAAAAUGAAGAAGGUCCUGAAAAGUCUCUCUCUAGUUGUUGAGAUGUCAAUAAUGUGAUCUGGAUCAGUUUUCCAAACUCAGAGUAGAUUUUGGAGCUAGGGGAAGCAGUCUAAAUUGUGCUUCCAACACCAACACCAGUGACCAGACUUGAAAUCACCCAAUAUAUACAUGAGAGUUGAAUUGUAGUGAAGUGAAAUAAUCACAGAACAAUGAAGUAACUAAAUGAUAGAUAUAUAGCACUUUACUUUAUGUUUCUACGCAGUUUAAUACAUUGUAAUUAUCAUUACACUGGUCAUUUGAUCGUGGCAUGCUUGCACACAAUGUAUGUCACUUCUCCACUCCCUUGGGAGCAUUUCAAUGAUAGUUCAAGACUUAAUUGCUAGGCAUACUACAAAGCCUUUCACAUCCUACCCGGUACUCAUUCAACACCUUGCCGGAAAGUGGCAAAGUUUGGAUUGACGCCCUGCCAAAGGAUGCUAGGCUAAGAUGGGAUUUGAAUCCACGUCACGACCCUCUGGUUCAGGGAAAAUUUUAGCCACCAAAAUGCUCCAAAUAAAAGGUCUGGAAUCUCAAAAAGGAGCCCUUGAAAAAUCCUCAUUCAUUGCAAUGUUAAAGCUUAUCCAAUGUUGCAGUUUAAGACAGUAAGUAUCGAAUUGUGGCCCUUGAAAAAAAAAGAUUGCUUGCUCUGGUUACAAGGUGUGAAUAAGAACUUCGACAGCAUGAUGCUUCCGAACUAAAGUUUUGGAAAGUUCCCAGAAAGUACCUAUAUGUAGUGUUAUAUUGUACGUGUAUAUAGUCAUGAUUUUUAUAUGAUCAUGAGAGUAAGUGUAGGUUAUUUCUUAGUUUCUUUAACGGAGAUUUAUGUGAUCAUAAUAGUGUUCAGGAAUAUUGAAGAGAUUCAUAUGAUGUGUAGAUUAUAAAUAAAUAUGUUUUUUUUAGUUGGGGAGGGGGUUAGGAUGCCCCAUUAUUUCACAAAUUGCAUGAUAGAGUCACAGACACAAAAUAUGAAUACAGUUAAAGCAGGUGUAUAUAUAUAUGGUAAAUGGGUAUGAAACCUUUAUUCAAGAUCAGGGCUCCGUAAAACAAAGGUUUGCAAUCAAUCGCUAAAUACCAAUGACCAAUCAUGAUCAUCGUUGCAUGCGCACUCUGUUUUAAAAUACUGACCAGGAGCCAAUCAGUGCGGCUCUUUCAUAUUUGUAAUUCAUCGCAAACCUUUGUGUUACGGAGCCCAGAUUAUCAAAUGUACAUACAUCAGACAACAAUGUUUCAGCCAAUUUUAGCACUAAACAUUCUGAAGUUAUCUAUAAUGGCCUUUAUCAGGAGCUGAUACUCUUGCUAAGGAAGACUUAAUAUAUUCGGGAUAAAUGGACGUAAACUGGAGUGUUUCAUUAAAUUUUAAAAGUCAACGAUUUUCACUAUGGACCAAUUUACUGACUUAACGUUUGUGCUCUCAGCCAGUCUGAUGCAAAGAUUUGUAGUUACUUAGUUUAUAACAAUAUUCAGUAACCCCCCCAAAAAAAACCCCCAAAACCGAGUACUUGUUUCAUGAAUAGCUGCCCAUGUGCUAUUUAUUCGACAAAAAUUGACAGUGGAGCCCACUCCACUGUUAUUACUCAUUUACACACUUUAUACAUAGGGUUACAGUGAAAGAAAAGGGUAGUCAUUUAUGAUAUUAUUUCCAAAAUUGUUUGAAAACAAGGGUAAAGUUUUUGUAUGGUAUGAAUCAAUGGAGCACAAGAGUGUGAAUUAAGCAAUUUUAUUGUUUGUAUGUUUUUUAAACAAAUGCAUAUACCACAUCCCUUUAAUUUAGAAGACAACAAAAAAUGUAUUAUUGACUAUAAUUAUAUGGUAAUUUAGAAAUAUACUUGAUUGUAUUUGAUAUGUAUAUGUCAAUAAUAAAAUCUUUAUUUUGAAGUAAAA